UUCCUGUUUUUUCGCUUCCCUUUGCUAAUUAGUUUGGGCUCUUCGGCCCAAUAUUAUUUGGUGAAACAACAAAAUACGCAUACACUCUUCGUAAUCUCUUCGCUCCAAUCGAAGUAAGGUGCUCUCUCGAUCGCGUCAUUUUGAAAUGAAAAGGGCAGCCCAAUCCUUCCCAAUAUCUUCGGAUGAUUCGUCAGACUCAGAUUCUGAUGACAACACAAGCAUCAAACAUGGCGGCAAGACUCAGCUUCCUCAAUCGUCAAAGGAUUUUAUGUCGGAAGCAGCUAUUCCCAAAAAGAAGAAGCAUGGCGGCAUGGACUACGAAGCUUUAAGCAGGCAUGGGUAUCGAGGUGGACCGUCAGUCUUAAAAGUGCCCCCUCCAAGAGUUGAAGAGAAAGAACAAGACUGGUCCUGGUCAACAGGAAGAGAAAAUAAUGCUAAAGGAAACACAGCUGAGGAGUCUUAUGAAGAUCGUGAGCGCACUCGAGCUGCAUUGGCUCAAGCCGAGGAGAAGCUAAUAGGGGUACAAGCCAACUCGCAGGCGAGCAAGACAGACAAGAAGAACUUAUCCUUCUCGCAGAAGGAGAAGAGAAAGAGGGACCUUGGUCAGGCUAGCAGGGGAAAGAACUAUGUCGAAGAGGAGAAGAGGCUGUUGCGAGACAGUGGUAUCUAUUCUGGUUUUGAUUCUUGACAAUACUAAGAGUGUAUUACCUUGUAAUUUGUUUUUCUCUAAGGCUUGUGGAUUUUUUUUAAAAAAAAUCUUCUUGUUGUGUAAUUCAGUAGUAGGUAUGGUUUCUCUGUGUUUAGGAACUGAAAAUAUUUGGUGGCAUAUGUUUACCAAUGAGCAUAGGAUAUCUGCAUCUAGUUAUCUGUGCUGUGGAUCGAAGUACCUAAUAGAAAGGUUGUGGUGAUUAAAAAUGGGGCAGCUGGGAGUUGCUCUACUAAGUUGGUGGUUCGACUUCCCCGGAGUCGGUGUUGAAACAUUUGUAUUUGAGUGUGGCUUCUUCAAAUUGCGAAGAUAAUGCAAAGACUUUUUGCAGGAAAA
Ananas comosus (pineapple) is the source of this 1042-nucleotide messenger RNA. RefSeq names its product protein RDM1. NCBI's taxonomy places the organism in Eukaryota, Viridiplantae, Streptophyta, Magnoliopsida, Poales, Bromeliaceae. Gene Ontology annotation, cellular component: nucleus. The transcript has 3 exons. Bases 146 to 688 code for a protein of 180 amino acids. The record is from RefSeq and is a predicted model, not a curated record.